This is a messenger RNA of Cyclopterus lumpus (lumpfish), 1934 nucleotides long. RefSeq names its product cell division cycle 37 homolog (S. cerevisiae) (gene cdc37). The transcript has 8 exons. Bases 285 to 1415 code for a protein of 376 amino acids. Gene Ontology annotation, cellular component: cytoplasm. Gene Ontology annotation, molecular function: heat shock protein binding; protein kinase binding; protein-folding chaperone binding. NCBI's taxonomy places the organism in Eukaryota, Metazoa, Chordata, Actinopteri, Perciformes, Cyclopteridae. Gene Ontology annotation, biological process: protein folding; protein stabilization. The record is from RefSeq and is a predicted model, not a curated record.
GACGCAAUGACGCAAUGACGCGCUGACGUCAAACGGAAAUUUGCAGCAGCAAUUCUUUCUAGAAAUCUGUAGCCGUUUCUCGCUAGCCCGCCCUAGGUUGGUCCGUCUAAGUUUACCCUGGCUCAACCCAGCCGGCCGCAUUGGAAACUAAUACACACAUCUGAAAAGUGCUGAGUUGUUUGUAGUUUUUUUAUUGUAGAUCCGGGUUAUCUCGGUUUAGCCCACCAACUUAACGUUAGCCGAGUCAUAUCCGAAGCUAACGCUGUUCGGUUCUCGCUGGCAUCAUGUCGAGAAUAGACUACAGCGUGUGGGACCACAUCGAGGUGUCAGACGAUGAAGAUGACAUCCACCCCAACAUCGACACACCCAGCCUCUUCAGAUGGAGACACCAGGCACGUGUGGAGCGAAUGGAAGAUUUUGAGAAGAAAGGUGAAGACAUAAACAAGUCACUUGGCGAAUGUCGGCGCAAGCUGACCGAUGCACAGAAGAAAAUACAAGAGCUGACCAUUUCAUCCACGGAUGACGCCAAAGCGGAGCUGAACAAAGCCCAGGCCGAGGAGAAGAAACUGAAAAAAGAGGAGCGGGAUUGGGAGAAGAAGUCGGGGGAACACAACCAGGACGAGAAGAAGAUGCCGUGGAACGUCGACACGCUCAGCAAGCCGGGUUUCAGCAAGAGCGUUGUCAAUGUCAAACCUGAAUCUGAUGAAGAGACCGAAGAACAGAAGGAGAAAAAGCACAAAACCUUUGUUGAGAAAAAUGAGAAGCAGAUCAAACAUUUUGGCAUGAUGCGACGUUGGGACGACAGCCAGAAGUACCUCUCUGACAACCCGAGUCUCGUUUGUGAAGAAACCGCCAACUACCUGGUCAUCAUGUGCAUUGACCUGGAAGUGGAGGAGAAACACUCAUUGAUGGAGCAAGUGGCUCAUCAGACCAUCGUCAUGCAGUUCAUUCUAGAGUUGGCUAAAAGCCUCAAAGUGGACCCCCGCGGCUGCUUUCGGCAAUUUUUUGCGAAGAUUAAGACAGCAGAUCAGCAAUACCAGGACGCUUUCAACGACGAGCUGGAGUCUUUUAAGGAGCGGGUUCGGGGCAGGGCGAAGAUCCGCAUUGAAAAGGCCAUGAAGGAAUACGAGGAAGAGGAGCGGCAAAAGCGCCUGGGACCGGGAGGGCUCGACCCUGUUGAUGUGUACGAGUCCCUGCCAGCUGAGAUGCAGAAAUGCUUUGAUGAUAAAGACAUCCAAAUGUUACAAGAGGUUAUUAGCAAAAUGGACCCAACGGAGGCAAAGGUUCACAUGAAGCAGUGCAUAGAAUCGGGCCUCUGGGUCCCCAACUCCAAGACAGACGAUGGGGAUGAAAAAGAGGAAGAGGCUGCCGAUGAGGAGGUGAAACCGGAGCAGGAAGAAACUAAGAAGGAAUGACCAACUUUGAUCCUGUGAUUUGUUUCUGCAAAUGUACCUUCCUACUGUAUUGCACCUCCAAAAUGUGUAUGACUAGUUUACCAAUCAUGGAACAAUGAAAUAACUUCUCUAAAAUGCUAAACUGAGACUUGAGGUAUUAGUGUUCACCUAUCUGCACAACUACGUUGAAUCAGUAGCUCUUGCUUGGAAAAGAAACUGCUGCGCGUGUUUAAGGCUUGUAUUUGUUUAGACAUCAGCUGUAUUCUUCCAUGUACUUGUAUACACCUGUCAGUGUGUGUGUGUGGGGGGGGAGUGCCUGCCUGCUUCACUUGUGCUGUUGUAUGGUUAAAAAUGUUCUAUACAUUUUCAGGUUGUGCAGUUAAUUAAUUGGAUGGAAGGAUUUACCAAAUUCUUUUGUUUUUUUGUUUGUUUAGACUUUUAGGGCUUGAGAGACCAAUGUAUUCAGAUGGUUAUUUCCCCAAAGUGACAUUUUCUACAAACUUGCUUAACUAAUAGUUGAAUUAUAUCCAACUACUCAAA